Molecule: messenger RNA, 1557 nt
Organism: Paramacrobiotus metropolitanus
Lineage: Eukaryota; Metazoa; Tardigrada; Eutardigrada; Parachela; Macrobiotidae
Exons: 2
Coding region: 173-1279 (368 amino acids)
Source: RefSeq, a predicted model, not a curated record
UUGCUGAAAUUUUUUGUCAGUGCUCGUGCAAAAUUUCUAAGCAGUGACAAGUAGAAAACCCGCGCCGUGCACAGUUGUAGGUUUGCAGAUUCCAACGCUUUAUGAAUACAAACCGUCUGCAUUCCGUCUCUUGAUCUGCUAGCCGCUGACAGAAGCUCUGUCCAACACCAUCAUGAUUUCUAAACGGGCGAUCGACUGUUUCUCUAUGGCGGCGUUCAUCCUGUGCAUGACGAGCAGGGUCAUUUUCACCGUGGCCGCUGACAAAGCCGCAGCGUCCUUCGAAGACCAACCCAUUCUGGAAACCGAGUGCAACCCACCUCCACCCCUGGACGCGCCCGCCCCGCCCACCGCCGCUUCUUGGGCACAUUUACGCAGCGAUGUGAUCCAUGAAAAGGACUGCCCCGAAAUCACCGGGUGUAGUACCAGCUGUUCCUUCCCAGCGGGGUUUCGAAAGAUGCAGGACAGCACCUACAUCAACCUCCGCUGCUUCCACAACCGCUCCCAGACCCUCACCGCAGUCAGCCAGGUUCUCCGCAACCACCCCGACCGCGCCAUCACUCUAAUGCUGGCUGUUAAUGACUUCCGCAUGGACUCCCUGCACCCGGACGUCUUGCAGCCCCUCCAGCGUAACCUCCUGGACUUGGAGGUCCUCUACGUGGCCAGCGACGCCACGGAGCGACUGUACAAGACCGGGACGCUGUCCAACCUGGUCGGCAUAACAUUCUCCAUGGGACUGGACCUCAUUAUUGGUCGGCGCGACUUCUCUCGGCUGCCGCAGAUCCGGCAGAUCAUCUUCGACCAACUGACCAUCGCCUCCAUCGAGCCCUACACCUUCACCGACCUCCCGUUGUUGGGGGCGCUGCAGCUGGAGACCGGGCUGGACUAUAUGCUUCGCAGGGAGCUGCGGCUCAAUAUUUACGGAGCGACCAAAUAUGGACAAUCGCCGCAGCGGGAGAAGAUUCUGGAACAGCUGUUCGAGCGGCACUGCAGGUGUAACUAUACCUGGCUGCGCAACAUGUACCGGCGUCGGCCGGAGCUGCUCAGUCGGCGCAGCGACGGGGAACUGGCCGUCAUUGGCAACUACUACCCCCGCGACCACCGCCUUCCACUCGACCAAGGCAUCCUUUUGGUGGACUGCGGUCCCGGUUAUAACGCCAGCACGUUCUUCGAAAAGGGCACCGGUGGGGCGCUGGACCACCUGCCGGCACACUGGUUCUCGGUCAAUACGACCUGCCACGUUCCUCCCUGCCUCAUUUGCAAAAAUGACAGCACAAGUUGAGCUGGAAGGAAGCACUCCGCAAGGUCAGCAAGUCAGAUCGGCAACUCCGCCAAAGACCGCUAAAUGUAUCAUGUGGCCACCGUGCAUGACGCAGCAUAUACUGUCUAAGCCGUUCUGACUGCCUGUUCUGACCGGCUUGCCAUGAGCGUAACAUGACUAUACACACUCUGCAUUCUACUAAUGAACUUGCUUGUAGUUCUGCUUCUUCCGUUCUUACGGGACGACGUGCUAAUAAAUUAGGCCGGCCAUCUGACCGCACAGUAAACUGGUGUUUCUCG